AUGGCUGACCAAAUCCCUUUCAGCAUUGCUGAGAAAAUCUUGACUAAGCUGGGCUCCUUGGCUGUCCAGGAAAUUGAACUGGCUUGUGGUGCUAGAAAGGAGCUAAAAAAGCUUGGGGACACUUUGACCACCAUCAACACUGUGCUUCUUGUUGCUGAGGAGCGGCAGGAGAGGGAGCAUGCAGUGGAGAAUUGGGUGAGGAGGUUCAAAGAUGUCAUCUAUGAUGCGGAUGACUUGUUGGAUGACUUUGCAACCUAUGAAUUGAGGCGAGGAGGAAUGGCAGGACAGGUUAGUCGCUUCUUCUCAUCUUCAAAUCAGGCUGCAUUUCAUUUUAGAAUGGGUCAUAGAAUCAAAGAUAUUAGAGGAAGGCUAGAUGACAUUGCAAAUGAUAUCUCUAAGUUUAAUUUUAUUCCUAGAGCGACAACUAGCAUGCGGGUAGGGAAUACGGGGAGAGAGACCCACUCUUUUGUGUUGAUGUCUGAAAUUAAAGGAAGGGAUGAAGACAAAGAGAAGAUAAUAGAAAUAUUGUUGCAAUCAAACAAUGAAGAAAAUCUUUCUGUUGUUGCCAUUGUUGGUAUUGGUGGUUUAGGCAAGACCACCUUAGCCCAAUUGGUCUACAAUGAUGAGAAGUUAUUGAGAGUUGCCAAGCUUGAAAUCCUGCAACUGCCUUCGUGUUGUCCUUCUCUUUCUGAAUUAGAGAUCACAGACUGCGAUCAGUUAACAAUCGUCCAACUGCUUUCAUCUCCCCAUCUUUCUAAAUUAGUUAUUGGGGACUGCGGAAGCUUGAAAUCCCUACAACUGCCUUCGUGUCCUUCUCUUUCUGAAUUAGAGAUCAGAGAUUGCGAUCAGUUAACAACCGUCCAACUGCUUUCAUCUCCCCAUCUUUCUCAAUUAGUUAUUGAGAGUUGCCAAAGCUUGAAAUCCCUGCAACUGCCUUCGUGUUGUCCUUCUCUUUCUGAAUUAAAGAUCACAGAUUGCGAUCAGUUAACAACCGUCCAACUGCUUUCAUCUCCCCAUCUUUCUAAAUUAGUUAUUAGGUAUUGUAUAAGCUUGGAAUCCCUGCAACUGCCUUCGUGUUGUCCUUCUCUUUCUGAAUUAGAGAUCACAGAUUGCGAUCAGUUAACAACCGUCCAACUGCUUUCAUCUCCCCAUCUUUCUAAAUUAGUUAUUAGGUAUUGUAUAAGCUUGAAAUCCCUACAACUGCCUUCGUGUCCUUCUCUUUCUAAAUUAGAGAUCAUAAAGUGCGAUCAGUUAACAACCGUCCAACUGCUUUCAUCUCCCCAUCUUUCUAAAUUAGUUAUUGGGGACUGCGGAAGCUUGAAAUCCCUACAACUGCCUUCGUGUCCUUCUCUUUCUGAAUUAGAGAUCAGAGAUUGCGAUCAGUUAACAACCGUCCAACUGCUUUCAUCUCCCCAUCGUUCUCAAUUAGUUAUUGACAGUUGCGAAAGCUUGGAAUCCUUGCAACUGCCUUCUUUACCUUGUGUUGAGGGACUAUGGCUAGAAGGAGUCCGUGAGGAGAUACAAUGGCAGAUAAUUUUGGUCUCUUCUUCAUUGAAGUAUCUGAAAAUCUCGCACAUAUAUGGACUAACGUCUCUGUUUCAAGGGAUUCAACAUCUCGGCGCCCUUGAGGAGUUACGAAUUUAUUACUGCAUCCAUCUUAACUUGUCAGAUAAAGAGGAUGAUGAUGGUGGCUUGCAAUUUCAAGGCCUUAGAAGCUUGCGUAAACUAUUUAUUGCAGGAAUUCCAAAACUGGUGUCUCUUCCAAAGGGGCUUCAACAUGUUACCACACUGGAAACUCUCUCAAUUGCUGGUUGUCAUGAUUUCACCACUUUACCAGACUGGAUAAGCAGCCUAACUUCCCUUUCAGAGCUGAAGAUUUUGUGGUGCCCUAGAUUCAAGCUUGAAGAUCGGUCCAAGAUUGCUCAUAUUCCAAGAAUUGACAUCUUCUAAGAUAUAUGUCAGAGUUGUAAUCUUCAAUUGUCCACUGUUGAAAGGAAGCUGCCAAAAGAAACAUGUGCAGAUUGGCUUACGAUUGCUCAUGUCCAACCAACUCUUAUUGGCAUUAUCAUGCACUGCUGCAUGAAGGAAUUCCACUCUAUUCGGUUCAACAUCUUUUCCCACUUUUGAUGGAUUUAUCUUUCGUGAUUUUUCUAUAAAACCUUUAAAUUUGUUGGACUCUGUUUACAGUGCUUGAAAUCCAAGGAAGAAAAUUUGAGGGAAAACAAUACCUUCAAUGCUUGAGACCAUAUUGGGGAAGCCUGUUGGUGGCUGCAAGAAAAUGGGGUGGUCUCUAAACUAGUGGGGUGGCCCAAAACCAGUUGCCAAUAAGGGGAUGAGGAGGCUGAGUCAGUGAUGAGGUUCUACUGCAGUGGGCUUGAAAUCUCUGCCUCAGAGGAUGCCAAAACGAAGCAAGUGAAGAUUGGCCUAUUGACUUCUUCAUGUCCCAGGAAUCAUAUCCACUAGUCACAGACCACUGAUUCAUAAAACACCACUGAUGCAUGGUAUAUUUCAAGACUGCAAUACCAACCGCUUUUCCUGCUUUUGAUGUUUGCUUCAUUUCUUAUUUUACCAUUAAUCUAUUCCAUUUCUUAUUUUACAAGUUAUGGAAUGAGUAAGUUCACUUACAUCUAUAUGUCUCUAUUAUUCAGGUUUGUCAUUCUAACCUUUUGUCACUUGUCAUAAUGUCUUUAUAGCUUAUUACUUGGCAACCAAAUUGAUAAAAAGUAUUAUGCCCAAAUUUCUAUUCUUGUACAUUGGUUCCUCAAGGCAAUAGAACAACAACAUAUUGAAGUGCAUGAGUUGGCAAAUCUUCAGCUUAAAUGAUGUUCCUAGGUGUAUGCUGAUGAAUUCAAUCUCUGCUGAGUGUUUCCUCUGGAGUUUUCUUUGUCAUCGCGUUAUGGAUGACUCAUGAAUAUUAUCUUAUGAUUUGCAAGCUCCUACGACAUAUGUCAAACUCAUCAAUGGAAAAUAAUUGAGUUGCAUGUUUAACCUCAAAUCUGGAAGCAUUGAUCAUUUUGACAAGGUGAAUUAUACGUGUGGAUUAAGUUUAAUCAAACCCUUGGGAGCAAUUCUUAGUGGAAGAUGACCUCAUAUUUCAUAACCUUGUCAAGCAUUGUUGAUUUACAAGAAGUCUUUAAACAACUUGUGAAAUAAGAGGGUCAUUGGUCAGAGGAACAAUGGGUUCAAAAUUCUCCUUCAUCUCCCAAAUCAACCUCAAAGAACCGCUGGGAUUAUUUCUAACUUUGUGGAUCUCCUCACAUGCCAUGAAAGUGCAUCUAGUAUCAACAUCUUGUCUACUACAAAUUAUUAAUCAGAUGUUUGUUGUUGGUUUUGUUCUUUACAAAUUAUUAAUCAGAUGUUUGUUCAAAAUUCCAGUCCUUUUAUUAAUAGUUUUUUUUUUAAUAUUUUUCCAGUAAUAAGGUUGACACAUUUUUAUGUUCUUGCCAUGGUUUAAUUUCCAAUAUGUAUCAAUUUCAUGUUUUCAAUUUCUGGGUCAAACAUUAAGAGUAGCCUCUUGCACCAUGUUGUAUUCCUAAGAAGGAUUUUUUGGAAGA
Vitis riparia (riverbank grape) is the source of this 3554-nucleotide messenger RNA. RefSeq names its product disease resistance protein RGA2-like. Lineage: Eukaryota; Viridiplantae; Streptophyta; Magnoliopsida; Vitales; Vitaceae. Gene Ontology annotation, molecular function: ADP binding. The coding region runs from base 1 to 1950 and encodes 649 amino acids. The record is from RefSeq and is a predicted model, not a curated record. The transcript has 8 exons.